CGUCAUGCUCCUCCACACUCACAUUUCAGUGCAAGAUCAAAUAAAAAUGAAACAAGGAUUGAAAAGGCGAUUGAACUUUGCCUAAAUACAGCACAACAUCACGGCUUAUAAGACAGCAUGCCUCGCACACUACCAUGGCUCACCGGCUCCGGAAAUAGCAAAAACAGCAGAGACUCCACGCCAAAACGACCGGCAAGAGUGAAAAGCAAGAACAACGAUAGCGAUGCGACUCCCAAGGCGAAAGUGGCCGAUUCACCUCUCAAGAAACGAGAUUUCUUCAGAUCAUCCCCGACACCGCCGUCGUCUCCUAUUCACCGCUGCCCAUCUGAAGAGUUUCUGGUCGAGGGUCUGUCGCACGAUGACAUUUAUAUUAUGGUCGAGGAUGAAUUCUACGCCAUCGCACAAUCUUUUACGCAUCAUCUUCAUUAUGCCGAAUACGCGAGGCGCAAGAAAGAGGUUAAAUUGCAGAAUGCUGCCGCCAUUCGGAAUCUAGCUCGGCCAACCGAUGGCGUGACGCCUGUCAGUGAGGAUACCAAGCGGAGGAAUGCUGCUGAUGCGCUUUCCGCCCGUCAAAAGGCCGGCCUUGAGCGGAUGGGGAGUAAGCGGCCGCAGGUGGACUCGGACGAGGAGAAUGACGAGGUUGAAGAGGAUGACACGUGGGCGGGGACAUCGUUACAUGAUCUGAUGGUGAGCCCGAGAAAGGCGAGGUCAUUGGUGGGUAUGCAGGGGAUCAAGUCAUCGACGAGGGCGGCCCAGGGAUUUUCGCAGUCAUCUGGACGAGGGAAUCUUAAUAGUUCGCCACCCAGGAUAUACGAAGCAGCCCAGGGUCAUGAUGUUGAAACAGCUUCGGAGGACGAUGACCUAGAUUUACAGCAUGAUACGGCCUCCACAAGGCCCGCUCAAAAUGCACAUCUCAUUAGUUCAGAUUCGACGUCGUCAAAUUUUCGGAAUAACCCUUUGACCCCUACAAAGGACCGGGGAAGAAAAAGGCAGUCUAUGAGUACUAGAUACAAGACACCAACCGCUACCCAAGCCAAGAGGAGAUUGUUUUUUGAUGAUUUUGAUGAGCUUCCAGAGCUACAAAAUUCAAACGUACAAGUACAGGGUCGAGGACCUUCACCGUCUAUCAGUACAACCCGACAGGAAAGCCCACCCUGUGGGAACAAUCCGCAGUCGAAGAAAUCGCGUCUCAACGAAGUUCCAACAUUCCUGCUCUGAGUCUGCAGAUGGGUUGGGCGAUGUGAUCGAAAUGAUUUAACGGCCAACCUGGCACCCAUUCCUCCUCAUCCGGCGGCACAACUUCUAAAAUCCCGCAAGCCACACAUUCCCGUGGUGGCUCCAAGCAGAACAACUUCAGGCUUCAUGUUCGGAGACCGGCCGGGCCACUCUCACGCUCAGUCUUCUGACGUUGUUCUUGAUUCGUUGGCGAGUUGAGGAUUCAUGCUCCAGAGACUUGAUCAUUGUAUCCUUCUCCAAGGACGAGCUGUGGCUAUGUAAUGUUUGAGCACUGUGAACGACAUUGUUAGAAACGGUGUCUCGAGAUUGGGCGCAAAGGUGUACUGACUCGUCAUCUGGGAAGAAGCUCGGCAUUUCCUCCUUUCGAAAGUUCAUCGGGGGUCCCUGAGUCCUUCGUCAGUCUUGUUCUCCCUAAUACGUUUAUCUGAUAGGCCUCAACUUACAAUUUCCAAUCCCCGUUGCGGAGGCGGAUUACGCUGAAAUGGGGCCUUGACCAUUCGACCAAUCUGGCGGAAACACUCCAUGGUCUGCAAGAUCGAGCGUUGGAAUGAUGGGAAAGUCGUAGUCAAUUAGGGUCGAAUCGAAUGAAGAUGCAACCAAAAAAAAAAAAAAAAAAAAAAAAA
This is a messenger RNA of Aspergillus alliaceus, 1859 nucleotides long. RefSeq lists its product as uncharacterized. Lineage: Eukaryota; Fungi; Ascomycota; Eurotiomycetes; Eurotiales; Aspergillaceae. The record is from RefSeq and is a predicted model, not a curated record. The coding region runs from base 118 to 1218 and encodes 366 amino acids. The transcript has 3 exons.